Messenger RNA from Trichoderma atroviride IMI 206040, 1452 nucleotides. NCBI's taxonomy places the organism in Eukaryota, Fungi, Ascomycota, Sordariomycetes, Hypocreales, Hypocreaceae. The record is from RefSeq and is a predicted model, not a curated record.
AUGAGUAACAGAGCAGCCCAAGCUUGCGACGGAUGCAGGGUGCGAAAGGUGAAAUGCAAUAGCACGCAGCCGUGCUCUCAGUGCUCGCACCUGGGCCUCGGGUGCAUCUACUCGCCGUCGACGAAGCGCAAGCCCAGCGUGCGCAACCGGCUGGUCACGCAGCUCCGCAACAAAGGCCGCCGGGGCCAGCGGUCACACACGCCGCCGCCUCCCGCAUGGGACGCUCGCACCUUCACCACGGGCUUCUUCAUCGGCAUGCUGGCCAAGUAUGAGGAGCAGGUGUAUCCCGGCAGCCCCAUCAUCACCAGCUACGAGGUCCGCCAGUCCAUUGGCAGCAUGCACGUCGACCCCGACGACGCCGCCUUUGUCUAUGCGGUUGGGGCAGUGACGAUCCAUCUGACGACGCCCACGGUGCAGGGCGAGGCCGGAGCCAAGAUGACGGAGCUGAUCCGGCAGAGCCUCAGUGCGUACAGGCGGGCGCAAUCGGUCGUCGACGACGUCCACAACGCCCGGCCGAUGGACGUGCGCACCACGUUCCGCCGCAUCAUGACGUGCGUCUUCCUGGCCGUGUCCGUCAUGGCCUUUGGCCGCCUGGACCGCUGCUUCGCCAUGCUGCGCGAGGCCAUGACGAUGGUGCAGAUGAUCCAGGUCCAGCAGUGCUCGCACAGCGCCGUGCCCCUGGAGCCGCGCGACGUGCCCAAGUUCCACCGCAUCUACUGGCACGUCUUCAUCCUCGAGCGCCUCCUGACGAUCCUCGCCGGCUACCCAAGCAUCAUGGCGCCGCUGCCCACGGGCCUGCCGGCGAGGGACGCGGCCAUCCCCGCCCACAUCGACGCCGGCUUCAGCCGCCUGAUCCGCCUGUUCCAGCUGCUGGACGGGCCUCUGCUGCUGUACUGGAGCGCGCAGCAGAACCCGGCGCAGCCCGUGGCCGGCGUGACGCUGCAGUGGAUCGAGGGCAAGCAGGCCCAGCUGGACCAGGACGAGGCCGGCGCCUCAGAGGCCGAGCAGGGCCUGAUUGACAGCGGCCGCGGCACCUUUACGGAGCUGCAGCACGUCGACCUGCUGGUGACGCGGCUCUGGAUGCGCUCGUUGCUCUGGCAGUACGGCCUGAUGCACCGGCUGUUCCGCUCGGCGCCGCAGCGCGAGGAUCUGGCCAUCCAUCUGCAGGUCUAUCGGCUCUCCGCGCAGCUGCGGAACCUGGUGAGCCAGCUCGAGAGCAUCUCCACCGUCGUUACCCACGGCAUCGGGCUGGUGCACAAGGUCUUUGAAAUCACCAGCACCGUGGCCGACGUGCUGGCGCUGCCGCUCAGCUACGGCCAGACCGAGGACGACGUGAGGCGGCGUAUACACGAUUUCGUGUUCCUGGUGCGUUUCCUGUUUAGUUUCGAGCGAGCGGAGCGGGAGCAGCAAGAUUACCUGCGGGAGAGGCUGGACGGGCUUCAGCAGCAGUAC